AAAUGAGGCGCAGCUUUCAUGAUGAUGAUGAUGAUGAUGAUGAUUGUGUCGCUGCUGCAGUGCAGACCCUGAACCUGGAGGAGGAAACCAGCAGCAGCAGCAGCAGCAGAUCGGACAGAAGACUUUCAGCACUGUGAGGUGUUUACUGGGCGAAGAUGAGCGACGCAAACGAGCCCAAGAUUGAGCUUUUCGUGAAGGCAGGAAGCGAUGGCCUGUGCAUCGGCAACUGUCCGUUCUCCCAGCGUCUCUUCAUGGUCCUGUGGCUGAAAGGAGUGGUUUUCGACGUCACCACAGUGGAUAUGAAGAAGAAACCAGACAUCCUGAAGGAUCUGGCUCCUGGAGCUCAGCCUCCCUUCCUGCAGUACGGCAACGAGGUGAAAACCGACACCAACAAAAUCGAGGAGUUCAUCGAGUCGACGCUCUGCCCCCCAAAAUAUCCCCGUCUGGCGGCUCGUAAUCCGGAGUCCAACACAGCAGGAGUCGAUAUCUUCUCCAAGUUCUCUGCUUACAUCAAGAACUCAAACCCUCAGACUAAUGACAAUCUAGAGAAAGGCCUCAUGAAGGCUCUGCAGAAGCUGGACAACUACCUCGGCUCCCCACUUCCUGACGAGAUCGAUCAGGACGCCGCCGAAGAGGUCACCUCCUCGUCACGCCCCUUCCUGGAUGGCCAGCAGCUCACCCUGGCGGACUGCAACUUGCUGCCAAAGCUGCACAUCUUGAAGGUGGUGAGUUUGAAGUACAGAAACUUCACCAUCCCAGAGUUUCUGACUAACGUCUGGAGGUACCUGAACGCAGCGUACGCCAGGGAAGAGUUUAGCGCUACCUGUCCUGUCGACACGGAGAUCCUCAUGGCGUAUUCAUCUGUAGCGAAAGCUCUCAAGUAGGACGGCGAUAGGCCGUGUUAAAGUAGAAAAAAUGAUUCCACACAGACAUCAGUAAUCAAAUAUUUACUCUGCAAACAACCAGAAUCUGUUUCCCUGCCGACGGGUAUUUCCUUUAAGCUUUGUUUACCUUUUGAUACGCAGAAUGCACACACCCACAGGUGGAUCUUUGUAUUUAUUCUCUACUUCAACCAGGAUCGGUUACAUCAGCAGGGAGACGAGGGUAAAGUCUAGAUCAGUGGUGUCCAAACUUUUUCCACCGAGGGUCAAAAUGAGCUUUUUCUGUCCGUUAAACAACAUAAAAAUUAUAUUAUCGUGAAUGUUUUCUCCUUUACCUGCACAACAAUGAAUUGAACAAGUUAAUUUUUUUUAAAUCAAAACCAACAUUAGAAUGAAAUUUUCCUUAAUGUUUAUAUUUAUUUAACUUUUUAAGCCAAUUAUUUUCUAUUUUGUUGUUCUGUAAAUUGUGUUUUGUAAAAACUAAAUUCUUUGUGUUUUCCAUUUAAGAUAUAAACUUGCCAUGGAAAUCUCACCCUAAAAUGAUUUUAAAAAGUGUUGCAUCUCAUCCCAAAUUUGCACCAUUUUUUUAACUGCAGUGAGGGGCCACACAAACUCAUUCCAAGGGCCACAAAUGGCCCCCUCGCCGCACUUUGGACACCCCUGGUCUAGAUAAUACAAGUCAAAAUUAAAAUGUUUCUUUCAGGAAGGCUUGCAUUUUCACACACCCUUUUUUUUUAAACAAAAGUAAUUCCGGUUUUUUAUCCUUUACUCACCUGCUUCAUUGAACUUUAACCUCAGAUCAGAGCCGGUUCUACCUUUUCUUUGGUAUUUGGGCAGAAUAACAAUUUGGGGCCCCAAACUCUCACCUAAUAUCGAUGUUUGCUGCUAUUCUCAGCAGAACAAUGUUUUACUUAAACUCUAGGCUGGUAAAAGAUACUAACUCUAUGAUAACCUUUAAGAAAAAACAUAAUAUGGGUGUAAAAGAAUAUAAAGUGGACAUAAUAUGCUAAAUUAAUAUUUUUAUAUGUUUUUGUACUUCCCUACUGCCUACAAAAUCAACCCAAGCUCUUAAAAAAACCACCCAGAUGGGUUUUGGCUAUGGGUUGAUGUCUUUUGGAAAGUUUUCUGUUUCAAAAACCUUCCAGAAUGUAAUGUAACAAAUCAGUCAGCUUGUUACCUAGCAACCCCAGUGAAGUCCAGCCUGUUACCUAGCAACCCAAGCGGCAUGUUUGCGCAGCUGGUUGUAUUCACUGUACUAUUGCUGCUUGAAAAGACAAGUGUUUUGCUGUUGGUUUAUCACCUAGAAACCACUUGCUGCAUUCUUGUUGGUUGUGCUGGAGGCUCUACUAAUGCUUUUCAAAGAUGUAAGGAUGUAUAAUUGCUCAUUUGGCUUUAAAGUGACAAGAUGCCCCAAAACGGCUCCUCAGGAGGAGCUCGAAAUACCAGAAGUAAAGAAUAAUUUUGUGCAAAAAAAUUAAUUAAAAUGUUUCUUAUAGCAAUAGAUUUAUUCUAACUUGUUCAAGGAAGA
Molecule: messenger RNA, 2409 nt
Organism: Xiphophorus maculatus (southern platyfish)
Lineage: Eukaryota; Metazoa; Chordata; Actinopteri; Cyprinodontiformes; Poeciliidae
Gene: clic1
Product: chloride intracellular channel 1
Exons: 7
Coding region: 156-884 (242 amino acids)
Source: RefSeq, a predicted model, not a curated record